This is a messenger RNA of Knipowitschia caucasica, 2952 nucleotides long. NCBI's taxonomy places the organism in Eukaryota, Metazoa, Chordata, Actinopteri, Gobiiformes, Gobiidae. The record is from the annotation of a GenBank genome assembly.
AUGGCGACCACUGCUCCUGACAGAGACAGUGUUACCACGGAGACCACUGUUCCUGACAGAGACAGUGUUACCACAGAGACCGCUGCUCCUGACAGAGACAGUGUUACCACAGAGACCGCUGCUCCUGACAGAGACAGUGUUACCACAGAGACCGCUGCUCCUGACAGAGACAGUGUUACCACAGAGACCACUGCUCCUGACAGAGACAGUGUUACCACGGAGACCACUGCUCCUGACAGAGACAGUGUUACCACAGAGACCACUGCUCCUGACAGAGACAGUGUUACCACAGAGACCGCUGCUCCUGACAGAGACAGUGUUACCACGGCGACCGCUGCUCCUGACAGAGACAGUGUUACCACAGAGACCGCUGCUCCUGACAGAGACAGUGUUACCACAGAGACCGCUGCUCCUGACAGAGACAGUGUUACCACAGAGACCGCUGCUCCUGACAGAGACAGUGUUACCACAGAGACCGCUGCUCCUGACAGAGACAGUGUUACCACAGAGACCACUGCUCCUGACAGAGACAGUGUUACCACAGAGACCACUGCUCCUGACAGAGACAGUGUUACCACGGAGACCACUGCUCCUGACAGAGACAGUGUUACCACAGAGACCGCUGCUCCUGACAGAGACAGUGUUACCACAGAGACCACUGCUCCUGACAGAGACAGUGUUACCAUGGCGACCACUGCUCCUGACAGAGACAGUGUUACCACAGAGACCACUGCUCCUGACAGAGACAGUGUUACCACAGAGACCGCUGCUCCUGACAGAGACAGUGUUACCACAGAGACCGCUGCUCCUGACAGAGACAGUGUUACCACAGAGACCGCUGCUCCUGACAGAGACAGUGUUACCACAGAGACCGCUGCUCCUGACAGAGACAGUGUUACCACAGAGACCGCUGCUCCUGACAGAGACAGUGUUACCACGAGACCACUGCUCCUGACAGAGACAAGACAGUGUUACCACGAGACCGCUGCUCCUGACAGAGACAGUGUUACCACGGAGACCACUGCUCCUGACAGAGACAGUGUUACCACAGAGACCGCUGCUCCUGACAGAGACAGUGUUACCACAGAGACCGCUGCUCCUGACAGAGACAGUGUUACCACAGAGACCACUGCUCCUGACAGAGACAGUGUUACCACAGAGACCGCUGCUCCUGACAGAGACAGUGUUACCACAGAGACCACUGCUCCUGACAGAGACAGUGUUACCACGGAGACCACUGCUCCUGACAGAGACAGUGUUACCACAGAGACCACUGCUCCUGACAGAGACAGUGUUACCACAGAGACCACUGCUCCUGACAGAGACAGUGUUACCACAGAGACCACUGCUCCUGACAGAGACAGUGUUACUACAGAGACCGCUGCUCCUGACAGAGACAGUGUUACCACAGAGACCACUGCUCCUGACAGAGACAGUGUUACCACGGAGACCACUGCUCCUGACAGAGACAGUGUUACCACAGAGACCACUGCUCCUGACAGAGACAGUGUUACCACGGCGACCACUGCUCCUGACAGAGACAGUGUUACCACGGCGACCACUGCUCCUGACAGAGACAGUGUUACCACGGAGACCACUGCUCCUGACAGAGACAGUGUUACCACGGCGACCACUGCUCCUGACAGAGACAGUGUUACCACAGAGACCACUGCUCCUGACAGAGACAGUGUUACCACGGAGACCACUGCACCUGACAGAGACAGUGUUACCACGGCGACCACUGCUCCUGACAGAGACAGUGUUACCACGGAGACCACUGCACCUGACAGAGACAGUGUUACCACAGAGACCGCUGCUCCUGACAGAGACAGUGUUACCACAGAGACCGCUGCUCCUGACAGAGACAGUGUUACCACGGAGACCACUGCUCCUGACAGAGACAGUGUUACCACAGAGACCACUGCUCCUGACAGAGACAGUGUUACCACAGAGACCGCUGCUCCUGACAGAGACAGUGUUACCACAGAGACCGCUGCUCCUGACAGAGACAGUGUUACCACGGCGACCACUGCUCCUGACAGAGACAGUGUUACCACAGAGACCGCUGCUCCUGACAGAGACAGUGUUACCACAGAGACCACUGCUCCUGACAGAGACAGUGUUACCACGGAGACCACUGCUCCUGACAGAGACAGUGUUACCACAGAGACCGCUGCUCCUGACAGAGACAGUGUUACCACAGAGACCGCUGCUCCUGACAGAGACAGUGUUACCACAGAGACCACUGCUCCUGACAGAGACAGUGUUACCACGGCGACCACUGCUCCUGACAGAGACAGUGUUACCACAGAGACCACUGCUCCUGACAGAGACAGUGUUACCACGGCGACCACUGCUCCUGACAGAGACAGUGUUACUACAGAGACCGCUGCUCCUGACAGAGACAGUGUUACCACAGAGACCACUGCUCCUGACAGAGACAGUGUUACCACGGCGACCACUGCUCCUGACAGAGACAGUGUUACCACGGAGACCACUGCUCCUGACAGAGACAGUGUUACCACAGAGACCACUGCUCCUGACAGAGACAGUGUUACCACAGAGACCGCUGCUCCUGACAGAGACAGUGUUACCACAGAGACCACUGCUCCUGACAGAGACAGUGUUACCACGGCGACCACUGCUCCUGACAGAGACAGUGUUACCACAGAGACCACUGCUCCUGACAGAGACAGUGUUACCACGGCGACCACUGCUCCUGACAGAGACAGUGUUACCACAGAGACCACUGCUCCUGACAGAGACAGUGUUACCACGGAGACCACUGCUCCUGACAGAGACAGUGUUACCACAGAGACCACUGCUCCUGACAGAGACAGUGUUACCACGGAGACCACUGCUCCUGACAGAGACAGUGUUACCACGGAGACCGCUGCUCCUGACAGUAUUGUGGAUGGGUCAAAUGCAGAGCACAAAAACAAGUACAACUAA